This is a messenger RNA of Daldinia decipiens, 2823 nucleotides long. RefSeq lists its product as uncharacterized. The transcript is spliced from 5 exons. Bases 1 to 2823 code for a protein of 940 amino acids. Gene Ontology annotation, molecular function: protein binding. The record is from RefSeq and is a predicted model, not a curated record. NCBI's taxonomy places the organism in Eukaryota, Fungi, Ascomycota, Sordariomycetes, Xylariales, Hypoxylaceae.
AUGACGGACGAAGUCGAGCGGCUUGCGAUCGCGCCUUUUAGGGAGAUUGUAGAAAAGGGAAACGCAGCAAUUGGAAAUGUACCGAAUGCCGACGAGGAAACGUCACCGCUUAUGCUCAAGGCAGCACAAAACCUAGUUAGAGAAGGCGAACGGGCGCUGAAGCGGAUCGAGCCGCUUUGCAUUAAGAACUUUGAAGAGUAUGGCGUUAACUUUGUUGAUGCGAUCAAGGAGAACGACGAAAUCGCGCAGUUUCGAUCCGAACUGGAGGAUUUGUUAUGGGAUUUCGACGACUAUGUUGAGCCCGACGACUUCGAUCCCACCAAGUUCGAUGAGUUACAAAAAGCCUCGAGAAGAGCUGCGCCGAAGAUCGUGGAUAUCCUCAAGCGGAUGAAACUGGUUGCCCCCGCACCAACAUUGCGGUCUCCGUCCCCAAGGAGUAGGGCACCGUCGGCAACCCCUGACCACGUGAAUAACUUACACUAUGGGCAAAUACCAUCAACAAGUAUUACCGUCAACCCUCCAGCGGCCAUGUCGACAGAGAAACUGAUGGAAGCGACAGAGCUGCAACUAAGAAGCAUGAUGGGAGCAGUGGCCGGCCCCGAUGAAGGCCUGGAGGCGAAUCUACCCCCGCGAUCGGUAAGCGAUCUCGACCGAAGAAGCAACUCGCACCGCUCCGAAGUGUCCGAUGCCACCUCGGAACAUCCGCCAAGACCGCCCUCGGCCGACCCGUGGCAGGUCGGAACGGCCCCGCCUGUCAGUCCCGUGGAUCUUUCGGUAGAGGGAGACCGAUGGGAACGUCGCCCUCCUGUCCCCAACGACUCCCCGACCAUCCCUCCAGCACAACCGGUUAGUCCCCUCGGUAGCCACGCCGGCCCCCUGCGCAUUCGUAGCAAAACCGACGACUCUCUCAGCCUGGCUCAAAGGGACGUCGAAGACAGCCGAAUGCGUGCGGCUUCACAGAGCCAAGGGACGACUAGCGACGGAUCUCAGUCUCCCAGGAAGAGGAAUCGUUGGACUAACUCUACGCAGGGUUCAGCAUACAGAUCCCACAGCGGCUUUACGUCUGCUAGUCGAUCACCUUCUAACGAGGGUUCUGCUAGUUGGCCUGGACUACUCCUUGACCCGUCGUCUAGCCGGUCACCUUCGGAUACGUCUUCCGUGCUUGGUCGUACCCCUUCUAUCCCCGAGAACAUUGCUAUUAACACCCAGGGCCCAAAGACCGCCCUCCCACCUAUCCCCAGCUUCCCCCCGAGGCAGACUUCUCUCGCCAGGGCCCAGGAAAGAGCCCAGGAAAGAGCCCAAGAGAGAGCUCAGGAGAGGGGUCCUCGUCGUACCAUUCGUCACCCGUCGACUGAGUCAAUCAACAGCUCGGUUUUCGAUAUAGUCGAUUGCAUGAGCCCUACCACUGCUGCCGCUUCUACCGCACAUCGAAAUUCGGUCUUAUCAGUCGAGCCUCUUAGUCCGGGGCAGCAACCGCCAGAGUAUACCGGACUCCCGCCUAUCUAUCAACGCGCAGCGACGAACGGCAGCAUAUCCUCUAGUAUGGGAACCAUUACUAACCACUCAUCGUCGACGCUCAUGGCCCAUCGUCCCGGCACCCAGGUUCCAGGUAACGUAGAUUCGGGCCUGAUCCCGGUUGACGCAGAACACCCGAUGCCGGACGAGCAGCCCAUCCCCGCGCGAGAACCGGACUGUUCGAUAGGCCCGUAUAGCUCUUUCUACAAGCUCAAAGGGUUUUGCAAAGGCGCAGAAGAGGUCAUGGCCGGCCGGCUCGGCUUCAAGAAAAUCAAACGGCCCGUUGGUGGCUUUUCGAUGGCCGUUGUAGCAAAGUGCAAUCACUGUUUAUUCGAGAUCGACUUUAAGUCGGUCGAGCAAGACUUAAAUAACGACUCCUCCGGAAGUUUUACCUCUAAUUCCAUCGGGUUUCGACUGCGUAUACUUCAAAAGAGCCAUUUGCAAAUUCGACAUGUAGAGGAACAGCUCUACGGAUGCUUAUUCUGUAUUCAGGAGGGCAAGACUGUCGAAGAGAGCGACGCUACGGUCUUCUUCAACCAGAGCCAAUUAUUCGCUCAUCUGGCACGACAUCCUCGCCCGCUCCCCGUCAUCCCUGGCCUGACGGUAGUCGAAGCGCCGGAGAUACCACCGUCCUUUAGAGAUAAUUUUGAUCUUCACUUGCCACACCCGCCGACGCUCUCCGUCAUGGUCGGACUCUCGCGAGAGCUCUCCAGACUGCCCUCUGCCAUUGCGACGGAGACGAGGAAAAUACAGAAUGGGGUUAUGCGCUCACCGCCUGGUAGAGAUCCAGUCCUGCACUUUGCUAUCGGAGCGAGGAUAGUCGGUAUUGAGUUCCCGGUCAAGUACGAAGGUAAAUGGGGUAUCGGCUGGCACGACGGUGUGCGUGCAGCAUUCGAAGCCGACUCCGUCCAAAUCGAUGCGCCGCCGAAGACCGAGAUCAAAAUGCAGGGUACAAGUAACGUGCAAGCCGUGGCACGAUGGAAGUGGAAUCAGAAGAACGGUGAUGACAGGUGGCUGAAAUUCGACAAGGGAGACGUCAUUAAGAAUAUUGGCUGGGCCUACACCGAUCACUGGUGCUGGUCCGGCACAACGUCAAAGGGCUGGGGAAUCUUCCCGCAGUCCCACCUCGACCCAAGCUCGAUCAGGACAGUCCAGCCUGGAGACACUGCUAGCAUCAACAGCUGGGAGAAGAAGCCACGAUUCCAACUUUCUCUUCGAAAAAACACGGACCGCAAAUUUGGGUCUCUCGGCUCAGUCACUCCUACUAGCGAGACUCCUCCCGUCCCUAGCAGAGCGGGCGUCUACUAG